Messenger RNA from Nematostella vectensis (starlet sea anemone), 2686 nucleotides. Its product is annotated as protoheme IX farnesyltransferase, mitochondrial. The coding region runs from base 100 to 1308 and encodes 402 amino acids. The record is from RefSeq and is a predicted model, not a curated record. Gene Ontology annotation, molecular function: protoheme IX farnesyltransferase activity. NCBI's taxonomy places the organism in Eukaryota, Metazoa, Cnidaria, Anthozoa, Actiniaria, Edwardsiidae. Gene Ontology annotation, cellular component: mitochondrion; membrane. Gene Ontology annotation, biological process: heme biosynthetic process. The transcript is spliced from 8 exons.
CCCUCCCUCGGUAGAUUCCCAGCAAACAAGAUGGCGGCCGGCAUGUGGGUACAAGGCCCACGAAAAUGGUCGCGAAAAAACGGAGAUUAGAAAAAUACCAUGUACCCCCGUGUAUUCAUAUGCAGGUCGCCUCGAUUGUGUUGUGUAACACCAUCGUGGAGGAGAGAUGUGAACAUUCUCAUCACGAGACGUUUUACUUGCCUAGCUAAAGGCCGUCACAACAACAGGAUCUGCGAAAAGAGAUUCUUUAUAUAUGGAAAUGCGACGCUAAGAUGUUUGCAGUCAUCAACGUCAAGUAUUGUUAAGACGCUCUCAAAGAAGGAAACACUUGAAGAGGUUAUUGCAAAGAAGGGGACUGCUGUUGAUACCUCAGAUGAAGAGCUAUGGAUAGAGCAGAGAUUUGAUUUAAAGCUUCUACCGGGAUACUAUGCUAGAUUAUCCAAGAUCAGGCUCUCAGGAAUGGUUGUGUUGACAGCAAUGGCUGGAUAUGCCUUGGCCCCUGCCCCUAUGUAUCUGGACACCUUUUUGUGGGCAUCACUAGGCACAGGCUUGUGCUCUGCUGCGGCCAACUCUUUCAAUCAGUGGUUGGAAGUCCCCUUUGAUUCACAGAUGAACAGAACUAAAAACAGAGUUCUUGUCCGAGGCCUGCUAAGUCCUCUGCAUGUCCUGUCAUUUGGAGUCGUCUCCGGCAGUCUAGGGGUGGCUACCCUCUUGCUCGAAGUCAACACCCUCACUGCUUUGUUAGGUGCUUUCAACAUUGCUCUCUACACAUGCAUUUACACGCCCAUGAAGCGCCUCAGUAUCGCUAAUACAUGGGUGGGGUCUGUAGUAGGGGCUCUUCCUCCUCUUAUGGGAUGGGCGGCAUGUACUGGCACCCUUCAUCCUGGAGCAUUUGUGUUUGCGGGUCUUCUGUACUCGUGGCAGUUCCCCCACUUCAAUGCACUGAGCUGGAAUCUAAGGCCAGACUACUCUAGAGCUGGUUACCGUAUGAUGUGCGUGACAGAUCCGGCUCUGUGCCGCCGUGUUGCAUUACGCCACUCCUUGUCUCUGAUUGGUCUAUGCACCCUGCUCCCCGUGUGUGACGUCACGAGCUGGUGGCUGGCUCUUGAUACGUUACCUCUCAACGCGUGGCUCACGUUUCUUGCCUACAAAUUCUACCGCGACUCGGACAGUAAUUCGAGCCGGAAACUGUUUCGGUUCAGUUUGCUCCAUCUGCCUGUGUUGAUGUUGCUGGUCAUGUUUCAUAAGAAGCCAAAACAGAAGCAGACAGAAGGGGUGUUACUCGUCGACAGUAUAGCACAAGUUUGAAUACAGUUCUCAGGAGUGGUAGUGGAAAUACUAUGGUGACCAUUCUUUAGAAGCCUGCACUGCUUUGAGGCUUUAUCACCACUUAUGAUGUCAUCAUCAUCAUAAUCAUCACUAGCGCAAGUUUGAAUACAGUUCUCAGGAGUGGUAGUGGAAAUACUAUGGUGACCAUUCUUUAGAAGCCUGCACUGCUUUGAGGCUUUAUCACCACUUAUGAUGUCAUCAUCAUCAUCAUCAUAAUCAUCACUAGCGCAAGUUUGAAUACAGUUCUCCGGAGUGGUAGUGGAAAUACUAUGGUGACCAUUCUUUAGAAGCCUGCACUGCUUUGAGGCUUUAUCACCACUUAUGAUGUCAUCAUCAUCAUCAUCAUAAUCAUCAUUAGCGCAAGUUUGAAUACAGUUCUCAGGAGUGGUAGUGGAAAUACUAUGGUGACCAUUCUUUAGAAGCCUGCACUGCUUUGAGGCUUUAUCACCACUUAUGAUGUCAUCAUCAGCAGCAAGGAGUAGAAAAAAAGGCUGGAUGAUUAUAAUAUGAUAUGAUAAUGCCAAAAAAAAAGUUUAUUAACUUGGCAAAACAAACGUUUAUUUUUGGCGUUUGUGUGGCAAAUGCAUUGGGGCCAAGGGGGUUGUGAGAUGAUGUUUGAUGAUAGAUUUUAAAACUAUUUAUAACCGUUUGUUUUUGGUCGAGAACCAUUUAACCUUCAGGGGAGUCCAAGAUAUUUUUUAUCAUGUGCUGGGGUAUGCUUCCUCAUACGCAUUUUAAGGCAGGUCGCUCACUCCCUGCGACGACUGCCUCAAAACGCCUGUUAGGGAGGCUUGUGUUGGGACUCUGGACCAAACGAUGCAGGAAAUGAUUUUAGACCCGUAGGGCCUUGAAUAGUAAAAUGGUCGGCCACUAAGACCGAUUAAAAUGUUAUCAAUUAGUGCGUAACUAAGGAAUAGUAUAAUAUAAUAGAAAGAAAAAGGAGAGAGGAUUGUUUGAACAAUUGUUUGUUUGAAUAUAUAAAUAUUUUAAUCGUUCCUAAGGACCGUUUCCCAGAGUAAUUUGGUAGCAAAAGCAAGGCUAUGGCAGGUUAGAGUCUGCAGUCGUCAACUUGUUUUACUUCUUUUACUGUUACUUGCUUUACUAAGCUAAAUAAUUUGGUGAAAAUAGACAGCUGUAAACAAGCAACGACUUCUCAAUGCCUAAGCCUCGCUUUCGCGCUUCAAUUACACAGGACCUCCCUUAUCUUGAGAACUGUAAUCAAAGGAUGCAAACUAAGGCGAGACCAAUCUCGCGCAGAAAUAAGGUGUUUUUGAGUCCAAUUUCUUAAUAUAUAUUAAGAUAAAGUACUAAAGAAAUAACGUUUUUACUGUAAAAAUAAAAGGAAUUAAUUAUUGAA